AUGGCACUUGGUGGUGCAGCUAUGAACUCCAUAACUGUGUCUGGACUGACUAGAGACACACAUGGUCCAAACAACGCCUCGAACUUUGGCCAUCCAAAGGAUGAUAUGCAUUACAUCAGACCUAGAUUCAACACAGAUCAAUGGGAUAAGUACUUCGCAGUGAGAGAUCUCCGUCUCACCGGUUCGUUCAGAGGACAAUCCGACGCUCCAGAGGCCCACGAAUCAUUCGAAACCAACUCUGUACAACCAUUCAACAACACAACCAAGCCAUGGGUGUUGAGGAAGCAUAUAAUCAUGAAGAACAGUCCAACCAAGUGGCUGAGAAAGUACGGCAACAAGAGAGACAACGACAUCCAAGAGAUGAAGGAUCAAUACAUCAAAGACAUGGGAAACUGA
Kuraishia capsulata CBS 1993 is the source of this 396-nucleotide messenger RNA. RefSeq lists its product as uncharacterized. The transcript has a single exon. Bases 1 to 396 code for a protein of 131 amino acids. The record is from RefSeq and is a predicted model, not a curated record. NCBI's taxonomy places the organism in Eukaryota, Fungi, Ascomycota, Pichiomycetes, Pichiales, Pichiaceae.